CAGUCAUAACAUACUACAUAUCUUUUUUUAAUGCUCCAUCUGAACAACAGAAAUGAGACUGAAGACUUCACUUUUAAAGGAACCAAAACAUAAAGAGUUGGUUAGCUGUGUGGGAUGGACUACAGCUGACGAGCUAUAUUCCUGCAGCGAUGAUCACCAAAUUAUGAAAUGGAACCUUUUAACUAGUGAGACUACUCGAGUAGUGAAACUUCCAGAUGAUAUUUAUCCCAUAGAUCUUCACUGGUUUCCCAGAAGUGUAGGUGGGAAGAAGCAGUCCCAUGCCGAGAGCUUUGUUCUAACAAGUUCUGAUGUUGGUGAAGAUGGCCAAGUGAAAAUCUGGUCUAAAAGUGGAAUGCUGAGAUCUACUUUAGCUCAGCAAGGAACACCAGUGUACUCAGUAGCCUGGGGACCUGAUUCUGAAAAAGUUCUCUAUACUUCAGGGAAGCAUCUGAUUAUUAAACCUCUUCAGCCAAAUGCUAAAGUUUUGCAGUGGAAAGCCCAUGAUGGACUUAUUUUAAAAACUGACUGGAACUCAGUUAAUGAUCUUAUUCUUUCUGCAGGUGAAGAUUGUAAAUAUAAGGUGUGGGACAGUUAUGGACGUCUACUGUACAGCUCACAGCCCCAUGAAUAUCCUAUAACAUCUGUUGCCUGGGCUGUGGAUGGAGAAUUAUUUGCUGUGGGGUCUUUUCAUACUUUGCGUCUCUGUGAUAAAACUGGG
Fulmarus glacialis (Northern fulmar) is the source of this 718-nucleotide messenger RNA. Its product is annotated as intraflagellar transport protein 80 homolog. Lineage: Eukaryota; Metazoa; Chordata; Aves; Procellariiformes; Procellariidae. The record is from RefSeq and is a predicted model, not a curated record. Gene Ontology annotation, cellular component: centrosome; cilium; intraciliary transport particle B. Gene Ontology annotation, molecular function: protein binding. The transcript is spliced from 6 exons. The annotation marks the transcript as partial. Gene Ontology annotation, biological process: cilium assembly.